This is a messenger RNA of Capsella rubella, 2714 nucleotides long. Its product is annotated as protein ENHANCED DISEASE RESISTANCE 4. The transcript is spliced from 2 exons. Gene Ontology annotation, biological process: regulation of defense response to fungus. Lineage: Eukaryota; Viridiplantae; Streptophyta; Magnoliopsida; Brassicales; Brassicaceae. The record is from RefSeq and is a predicted model, not a curated record. Bases 504 to 2471 code for a protein of 655 amino acids.
GAAGUUUUCUUCUCUCUCUCUAUAUAAUCUUUAAACUUCUGGGUUUCCUUCUUUCACAAUCUCUUUCUCUCUCUCUCUCUCUCUGGUUAUAAGUCUCUGCAAAAAGAGUUUUACUUCUACUUCUGUGUAGAGAUCUUACAAUCUCAUAUAUGGCUUCUUCAAUCAUGUAAUCUUUCCUUCUUCUCGCCAUUCUAUAUUUUUUUUUCUUCAUUCCGACCCGGAUCCGUAACCAGCUCUCAGGCCCGUGGUUCUUCCCAAUCCUUUCUCCUCUUCAACCCAAGUUUUCAAAAGUCAGACCGCGUUGACCUUCUUCCUCUGGUCUCCCCUCCUCCUAUUUUCUCUUAGAAACUUGAACAACCUCACAAAGUUUCAUUCUUUUCUUUUGGUUCUCCUCUCUCUCUCUCUCUGUCUCUGUGUUUAUUGAGGGGUUCUGGGUUCUGUUGAUGAGGACUCUCUCUGAUUAGCAAGUCAGAGAAUUAAGUCAUCGAGUUUUGGUAUAAGCAAUGGCGAGCCAGACGGGUAAGAAAAUCAGGUUGGUGAAGUGUCCCAAGUGCUUAAAGAUUCUUCAGGAAGACGAAGAUGUUCCUGUUUAUCAGUGUGGUGGUUGCUCCGCCAUUCUUCAAGCGAAAAGGCGGAACAUUGCUCCAAUUAGUGCACCAAGUGCGGUAGAGACAGACAGGGCUCAAACCAAUGAGCCGCCAAGCGAGCCUGACAAUGUGUCCAGCAGCUCGGGGCAGGACGCGGUUCUUCCGGCAUCCUCUAAGCGUUCCUCGAGCCAAGAGUAUGAGAAGAGUAGGAAUUCACCCAUGGAGUCGACGGAGAAGGACCUUGGUGGCUUAGACUUAUCCAAUGGGAAUGAAACAAAUGAAAUUCAACGGCAGGAACCUUCAUUAUCUGAGAAGGAUGAAGGAGAAGACAACUACAGAUUGAAUUCUGAUGUGAUGAACACCAUGUCAAAAGCUGCAGGAUCUGGGGCUAGUAGCUCUGGAUGCUUCAGUGUUGAUCAUGUAGAGGCUACAAGAGCGAGCAAUUCAUCUGAUAAUGCUGAAAUCUCACCUGAUGCCUCCCCUGUUGAAGAGAAGCAAAGCCCACUUGAUUUUCCCGCAAACAAGACUCCUUCUGCGUAUGAUACGGUACCUGCAAGAACAAGUAAUUCAUCUAAUAAUGCUGAGAUCUCACCAGAGGCUUCCCCUGUUGGAGAGAAGCAAACCCAACUUGAUUAUCCUGUUAACAAGACUUCUUCUGCUUAUGAUGCGGUGGCUGCAAGAGCAAGUAAUUCAUCUGGUAAUGCUGAGAUCUCACCUGAUACUUCCCCUGUCGAAGAGAAGCAAAGCCGACUUGAUUAUUCUGCAAACAAGACUUCUUCUGCUUAUGAUGGGAGUGAGUCUUCGUCUGACGAAAGGGAAGAUGAACUUCUCGAUGAACCUGAACAGUGGUAUGCUCUUCAGAAACUAAGAUCAGACAAAUUUGAGAUGCCUAGAUAUUCUGGGAAUUAUAAGGAGGAAGGCGCUAGUUCUUCCUCCACUUUCUUUGAGAAUAGGCGCAAUGGGAUAAGCACAUACAACGAACGGCAUCAGAACAGGUCUCUGCAACUAGAGGGACCAGGAGGGCGUCUUGGUAGACAAGGGAGGAGAUAUGUGACAGAACAACUUCGGCCUGACGCGCCUUUCUAUCCGAGAGAACCAUACACACGUGUAAGCCCUUCAUAUCCAUCACAUGAUGAGUUUGAUCGCUAUUCCCGUGCACACUCGCUUCAAAUGCCUCCCUACGCUGGAGGAAUGAACCACGAAUUUGUAGACUAUAUGUAUCACAACAACCCAAGGGAAAGAGGUCUGGGCCAAGGGGGUAGGAUCUCAGGAGAGAUGGACAGAAGAAACCAUGGCGGUUGGAAAUCAGGUCAGGUUCAUAAUUCUUACAGUUCAUAUUCUGCAAGUCCACAGAGACUGAUGGAACAAUCUGAGUAUCAACCGAGAUGGAGCCACGAGAUAGUCUCAGAUAUGGAGGAUCAUCAGCGUAACAGACAUGCUGUUCACCACCAUGAGUUACAGACCCGUCGUCUUAAAGAGAGACAACGGGUGGCCAAACGUCAUGUUCGUCCAACAGCCGGUGGGGCACCUUUCGUCAGCUGUUACAGGUGCUCAGAACACCUGCAGCUUCCUGUAGACUUUCUCGUCUUCAAGAGAAAGCAUCAUCUUCUCAGAUGCGGCACUUGCACCACUGUUCUCAGAUUCUCACUUCAAUCGGGAACUCAUUUAAUUCCUGCCGUACCACAUGACAUAAAUGUUCGUAGAAAUAGCAAUUCAAUAUCAGAUUCUUCCAGAGACAAAGCUCCCUCCCAGCAUGAAAAGUUGAGCUCCUCUGUUCAGGAUGAGGAGCUACCUGCGGCUAGAGGCUCUCCGCUUCACCGACUAAUGGGAUAUUCUACUGUAAGCCAAGUCUUUAAAGCUUCACAGCGUCCUCCUUCUGCAUAGAUCUCUGCUUCUGAUGAAGCAACGAGAACUAUGUGCUUCUGAGAUAGAGAGUUUUGCCAUUGGCUUAUCAUUCUUUUUUUCAAAUCUGUGUAUAGGUUAAAAGAUUUGUUUCUGCACUUUUGUUUAAAGUAGAAACUACACUUGUGCAAAAUUAUACAAAAAAGAAGAAGCAGAUAUUGCUCAUCUAUUGUAUAUAGUCAUGAAUCUUAUGAUAUGUUUGUAACAAGAUUGAAUUUAUCAUCA